UAGAAGACGGUUAGGUGACACGGUCGCAGUGUCCUGGGAUUCCUCACACUACCCCCAGUACUCAUCAAGACCGGACAUCUGAACAUUUUGUGGUGUGAUCUAAAGUUGAGACCAUGUCGGGACGUCUACUUCUGUUGGUCGCUUUGGCCAGCAUUUUCACCGUCUCCUACGGUUUGGACUGCAUCCAGUGUGUCGGCACCUCUGCGAACGACAACUGCCAGUCCCAGAGCACCCCCACGAACGCCACUACCUGCGCAACUGGCUCCUAUUGCGCUGUGAUCAGCGUAACAACUAGCGACGCGUGGACGUCCUUCGUCCGCAGUUGCACUACUACGAACACCAACGAAGGUUGUUUCUCUGUACUCUUUAUUCGAACCUGCUCUACGUACUGCACAACCGAUGGCUGCAACAACGGUGAUGCCGGCAGCGGUGCUGGGAUGGUCCGCGCAAGCGCACUGUUCCUGAUCGUGUCCGCGAUCUUGUCCGCCAUCUUGUCCGUGUACUAAAAAGAUCGUUCAAGACUGCAUCGGAAACUACCCUAAAGUUAACUCAAAUCUAGUCGAUGUAUACUAAGGGAGGGCGAUAUAACCAUAUGGAAUAUGCAGAAGGCUAGGCAACGUAUCAACGAGUUAAGCUAGUUUCUUAAUUCUAAUCUACCAGAUAAACUAACGUUCUGAGGGACAUUCUAUCACACGUCCCUAAAGUAUAAGCCCUUUCACAGAGAUCAGAACGCAUGUGCGGCAACAGGAAUGCUAGGUAAUAUGUCGGGCAAAGUCCCAAUGAAAAAACAUUCCUUGUCUCGACCAUUUUUUCGAUUUGCAUACAAAUUGUCAAGACGAAUUUUGUGUUCUUUUACGGGGACUUGACCUUUGACAUAUUACCGAAAGUUCAUGUCGCCGCACAUGCGUUCUAAACUCUGUGAGAGAGCUUAUACUUGUAGUUAUCAAACGCGUAUCCUGAUUGGAUUAUAGCAGACACACUGUGACUGCUAUUUGUGAAAAGGUGACGGACACGUGUAUGAUAAAAUUCCAAGGUUUGUGUCACCGAUACCUUAUAGUUAACUUUGACGAUUGUGGUAUAACAGUGGGUUUAGUUUCCAGAAACUGUGUGCUGAUAGUGUGAUGCUUUACUACUUUACAACCCUCUCUUGUGGGUUAUAAAAAUUGAUUACCCUGCCGCUUGCAUCUGGUGCAAAUGAAAUGUUUAAUCGCUAAAAGAGAAGACGAAUUAUAACCAAACAAGUAUUUGUUAUGCAUUACUAAAACUGUUUUAAAUGAAAUUUCCGAUACAAAACAGAUUAUUAUAUUUGUGCAACAUCUGCUUAUUUGGAAUCCAAGCAAUAAACAAAUCAUUUUGGAGACGCCUUUUGGGCGUAGGCAUUCUUCAUUCAUUGAUUCAUUCAAUGAUGUCAAUUGCCUCAAUUCAAUUUUCUGAAUUCUGGUUGUUUGAUACUUGCUGUGCAUAAUGUUGUAACCCCUACAUGAAGUAUCAUGAAUAAAAUCAUGGCUUCUGAGUUUGUUUUUGUCUGUAUUUGUGUUUACUUGAAUUAAAGAUAACCGGAGGAGAUGUGUACAUUAGUUGUUAACGUGUUUGUGAAUAAACAACUUUGUUUUUCUGAAA
Branchiostoma floridae (Florida lancelet) is the source of this 1620-nucleotide messenger RNA. RefSeq lists its product as uncharacterized. The record is from RefSeq and is a predicted model, not a curated record. The coding region runs from base 114 to 506 and encodes 130 amino acids. The transcript is spliced from 4 exons. NCBI's taxonomy places the organism in Eukaryota, Metazoa, Chordata, Leptocardii, Amphioxiformes, Branchiostomatidae.